AUGUCGACAACAAAGGUUCUGCAAUUGAGAAGCGAUCUGUUGCCUUUCGGAAUGGAGGAUUUUGAAGAUAAGGUGUUUGACUACCUCUGUGACAGCCGGGACCUACUCUCCGUGGACAAGUUUAAAAAGAUCCUGAGCGAGACUGGUUUACGGAACUCUGAUCCGCGGUUGAAGGAGACGAUGGACAACUUCCAUGACAUCGAGAUGAAACAACUGCACGAUGAACACGAACUCAGGGGGUAUAUCACCAGGGACACGUUUAAGGAGUGUGUGACGGACAACAUCACGCUGAUAUCAAAGGCCCUAAAGAACCAGUUCAUUAUUCCAGAGUGGACGCCAUUCUGCGAAAACAUUAGGGAAAUGUUCACAGACUGUAAAACAAACAAUGCCGGCAAGCCGGCCACCUAUAUCCCUCAACUGGCACGUGUAAACCCCGCCUACUGGGGCUGUUCCGUGUGCACUAUUGACGGACAGAGGUUUUCACUCGGCGACACGCAGGUGCCGUUUAGCCUACAGUCAAUUGUGAAGCCCCUCUCGUAUGCCCUCGUGCUAAACGAUCUGACACCAGAAGUAGUCCACAAGUACGUGGGCCAGGAGCCCAGCGGAAAGUCCUUCAAUGAGCUUACACUCGACUACCAAAAUAAACCACACAAUCCGAUGAUCAACUCAGGAGCGAUUGUUGUGUCUUCCCUCUUGAAGAAGGAACUCAACAUUGCGGACAGGUUUGACUACACAAUGGAGCAGCUUAAGCGUCUUACCGGAGGGGAACACGUGUCAUUCAACAACUCCGUCUACCUUUCCGAGCGCGCCACAGCAGACCGCAACUUUGCGCUUGGCUAUUACAUGAGAGAAAACAAGUGUUUCCCAGAUGACGUGGACCUACACGAGGUUUUAGAGUUCUACUUUCAGCUGUGUUCCAUUGAAACAACGUGCGAGUCUGGCGCUGUGAUUGCAGCCACGCUGGCUAACGGUGGAAUCUGCCCCAUGACUGGUGAAAAAGUGUUGUGCGCGGAGGCCGUCCGGAAUACCCUCUCUCUCAUGCACUCAUGCGGGAUGUACGACUACUCUGGACAGUUCGCUUUUACUGUAGGUUUACCAGCAAAGUCUGGAGUGGCAGGAGGAGUGAUGCUGGUGGUUCCAAAUGUUAUGGGUAUCUUCCUGUACGCCCCACCCCUCGACAAAUGGGGCAACAGUUGCAAGGGCGUACAGUUCUGCAAGAACCUGGUGUCGAAGUUCAACUUUCACAACUACGACAACCUGAAGUUCACCCAGCGGAAGAUUGAUCCACGGGGUCGCGCCACUGAAUCGAAAGCCCAGGAUGUAGUAAACCUCCUAUUCAGCGCAUACAACGGCGACGUCACAGCCAUGCGAAGGUACUCAUUACUGGGUAUGGACAUGUCACUGGCGGACUAUGACGGACGGACAGCGCUCCACUUGGCGGCCGCAGAAGGCCACUUGACGAUAGUGAAGUUUCUGCUUGAGAAAUGUGACGUAUCGCCGUUCUUGGAAGACAGAUGGAAGUGUACUCCUUUUGACGACGCAAAGAAAUUUGGACACACAGAAACGGCUGAGAUCCUGGGAAAGGCGAUGACGUCAGAUCCAGAUAAAGAUACGUCAAAGAUGACGUCAGUUUUCAGAAGUCUGCAUUCAGACUGA
Molecule: messenger RNA, 1656 nt
Organism: Mya arenaria
Lineage: Eukaryota; Metazoa; Mollusca; Bivalvia; Myida; Myidae
Product: glutaminase kidney isoform, mitochondrial-like
Exons: 15
Coding region: 1-1656 (551 amino acids)
Biological process (GO): L-glutamine catabolic process
Molecular function (GO): protein binding; glutaminase activity
Source: RefSeq, a predicted model, not a curated record